CCUUUUUUCAAACCAUUUGACGCGCAAAAGCAAAAACAGCCACCAAAACCUCCUCGUCAUCAGUUUUCCUCUCUCUCUCUCUCUGUGUCCAUAAAGACCAAUCGAAUUAGAAACUAGCUCGCCGGAGAGCAGAUCGUUACCUGCCGCAACAAUUCCGUUCACCGACGGGUCCGAUCUGUCUCUCUCUGGUAGAUCUGAUCCAUGGCUCCGGUCUCUGCUCUAGCCAAAUACAAGCUCGUCUUCUUAGGGGACCAAUCCGUGGGCAAGACCAGCAUCAUCACGCGUUUCAUGUACGACAAGUUCGACAACACCUAUCAGGCUACUAUUGGUAUUGAUUUUCUAUCGAAGACAAUGUACCUAGAAGACCGAACAGUUCGAUUGCAGCUAUGGGAUACUGCUGGUCAGGAAAGGUUCAGGAGUCUUAUUCCUAGCUAUAUUAGGGAUUCCUCUGUUGCAGUCAUUGUGUAUGAUGUUGCAAGCAGACAGUCAUUCCUGAACACUUCUAAGUGGAUUGAGGAGGUUCGUACUGAACGUGGCAGUGAUGUCAUCAUUGUCCUUGUUGGGAACAAAACAGACCUUGUAGACAAGAGGCAAGUCUCAAUUGAGGAAGGAGAAGCCAAAGCUCGUGACUUCAGUGUUAUGUUCAUAGAAACCAGUGCGAAAGCUGGCUUCAAUAUAAAGGCACUUUUUCGGAAGAUUGCAGCAGCCUUACCUGGAAUGGAAACACUUUCUUUGACAAAGCAUGAAGACAUGGUUGAUGUGAAUCUCAAGUCUACCAACACAAGUGCAUCUCAGUCGCAACAAGCAGCAGGAGGAUGUACCUGUUGAUAGAUAUGGGAACCUAGUGCGAGAAUGAAUCCGCGCUCUUGGCUCUGCCAGAUUUGUCUUUCUGUGACCCUACAAAAAUGUCUGUAAAGUUUUCUUUCCUUGUUCUGUUUAGUAGGUCUGGGCUUUUUGAGGACAGUUGAAUGUUUCUGAGACAGGAGAGCAUGUAGUUGGUCUAGUUUUAUACAAGUGAAGUUGUACUGAGUUUUGCAGACCCAUAGUGUUUUUGAUGUGUAUCCAGACUUGGUAUGGGUUUAGUGUUUUGGAAAAAUAUGGAGAAAAGAUUUUGGUAAA
Malania oleifera is the source of this 1119-nucleotide messenger RNA. Its product is annotated as ras-related protein RABH1b. Bases 202 to 828 code for a protein of 208 amino acids. NCBI's taxonomy places the organism in Eukaryota, Viridiplantae, Streptophyta, Magnoliopsida, Santalales, Ximeniaceae. The record is from RefSeq and is a predicted model, not a curated record. Gene Ontology annotation, molecular function: GTP binding; GTPase activity. The transcript has 6 exons.